Harmonia axyridis is the source of this 597-nucleotide messenger RNA. RefSeq lists its product as uncharacterized. The record is from RefSeq and is a predicted model, not a curated record. Bases 85 to 552 code for a protein of 155 amino acids. The transcript is spliced from 3 exons. Lineage: Eukaryota; Metazoa; Arthropoda; Insecta; Coleoptera; Coccinellidae.
GUACGCCAUGACUUUUUGACCGGUUCGACUCAUUUCCUGUCAUUUAUCAAUUCUCCAAAUUCCCGUAACUAAAAAUCAUUCAAGAUGAACGAGUCGCCGGAAGAUUUGAACUAUGAUUGUAACUACAACAUGUUCUUGGCGAAGACCAUGCUAUCAAACUUGUCUAAGAGCGAAGAUAGGCACAAAGCGGUGCGAUGGAUGAGGAAGUUGGCUCAGUGCAACAGAUCUUUGGAAGAGAUGAAACUAAGAAAUGAUUUCAUGUAUUAUUUGGUGAUCAACAUACAAUCGGGGGAGUUACAACCUCCUUUCACCGACAAUCCGCCUCAAGCGCCUUUACCUACCAUUGCUCAUUUAUUGCCAGGGGGAGUUGGCAUCGAUCUGGAAAAAGAGGCGGAAUGGGCGGAUCCAAAACAUGGCGGUAAAGAUCCCAAACCACUACUGUACGAGAAUUCACCAGAUGGUGGGGAAUUUUUGGCCGCUCAGCCUGUACCAAGAUGUGGAGCUUUUUGUUACUUAGCCGUUGUUGCCAGACCUAGCAAUCUGAAAGAUUAAUGUAUUCGCUCCAAUAUUUACGUCCCAAAUAAAGUUCUAAUAGUA